Drepanopeziza brunnea f. sp. 'multigermtubi' MB_m1 is the source of this 351-nucleotide messenger RNA. RefSeq lists its product as uncharacterized. The record is from RefSeq and is a predicted model, not a curated record. NCBI's taxonomy places the organism in Eukaryota, Fungi, Ascomycota, Leotiomycetes, Helotiales, Drepanopezizaceae.
AUGCGAUUCUCAAUCUUAGCUAUCCUCGCUGCUGCUUCGGCGGUCUCCGUCUCUGCCAAACCAGCUGAUUAUGGGAAUUAUGGUGCUUAUGGCGCGUAUGGCGCGUAUGGCGCGUAUGGCAACUACCAGAACUAUCCAGGUGCUCCCUCUUCAACAAAGCAGACUUCCACAACCACGUCGACUUCCACCUCCUCCUCCACAUCGAAGCUCCCCUCCGCAACCCCAACUCCCAUCUCUUAUGGAAACUACGGCUCGUAUGGUGCGUACAAGCGUGAAGCUGGGGCUGCUGCCGUUCCCGAAGCAGAGUUCGUCAAGAAGAGAGCCGACUACGGCCAAUACGGAGGCAAGUAG